This is a messenger RNA of Staurois parvus, 297 nucleotides long. The record is from the annotation of a GenBank genome assembly. Lineage: Eukaryota; Metazoa; Chordata; Amphibia; Anura; Ranidae.
CAGAAAGAACGGUAAAAAUGCAGGCAGGGCGCCGGACAAAGCACUCGGGACAAAAUUGAGUGAAUGUCACUUUUUGUCAUUUUCAAAUUUCCCGCCGUUCCGUCCCCCAUACGUCCUGAUGCUUGCGGGGACAGAACCCAGAUGACAGAUGCCGGCAUCGGCUGGAUUACAUUGCCGGGGACACUGCAGGAGGGACAUUGCGGGAGUGCAGGACAAGGUAAGUGAUCGAGGGAUUGCAGAGUAAUGCCGCAUGGUAAGCCCAAGUGUAGCUCGGGGUUACCGCUUGUGGUACUGAAA